This is a messenger RNA of Salvia hispanica, 2924 nucleotides long. Its product is annotated as proline-tRNA ligase (DUF1680). Gene Ontology annotation, molecular function: alpha-L-arabinofuranosidase activity. NCBI's taxonomy places the organism in Eukaryota, Viridiplantae, Streptophyta, Magnoliopsida, Lamiales, Lamiaceae. Gene Ontology annotation, biological process: L-arabinose metabolic process. The record is from RefSeq and is a predicted model, not a curated record.
UUUAAUAAGUAUAUGUAUAAAUAAAUAUCUUUAUAUGUUGUAGGUGUGCAAUAUUAAUCAUUCUUUCUAGUGUGGCAAAAUCCACCAUUGCUUUGCUUCUAUGGCUAUGGAUUUCAUUUGUUGUUGAAUUUACUCAUUUUAUCCAUAGAUCUUGGAUCCUCACUUCACAUUACAUGAACAUAGGAGAUGAAGAUUUAUUUUAUUCUUCUUGAAGUGUUGUUGAUCCUGCAAUUAUGCGGAUACAUUUUGUGCAAAGAGUGCACCAACAUUCCAACUCAAUCUCACACUCUGAGAUACCAACUGCUGACAUCGAAGAACGAGACGUGGAAGCACGAGAUGCUCUCGCAUCAUGUCACGCCCACGGAUGAUUCCUUGUGGUCGAGCUUGUUCCCGAGGAAGAUGCUGCAGGAGGAGGACGAGCAUAGCUGGGGCGUCGUGUAUCGGAAAAUGAAGAACUCGGGUGGAGCCAAAGGCGUGUUGAGUGAGGUGUCGUUGCACGAUGUCAGAUUGGACCCGAAAUCCAUGCAUGGGAGGGCUCAGCAGACUAAUCUAGACUACUUGCUCAUCUUGGAUGUCGAUAGGCUCGUCUGGAGCUUUCGCAAGACUGCAGGCUUGGACGCUCCCGGCAGCCCCUAUGGCGGGUGGGAGUCCCCGGACAUGGAGCUUCGCGGCCACUUUGUCGGGCACUAUUUGAGCGCGUGUGCGCAAAUGUGGGCGAGUACUCACAACGAGAGCCUCAAACAGAAGAUGAAUGCUGUAGUUUCAGCUCUAUCAGCAUGUCAGCAGAAAAUGGGAACCGGCUAUCUUUCAGCUUUCCCCUCGGAAUUUUUUGACCGUUUUGAGGCUAUAAAGCCCGUUUGGGCGCCCUAUUACACUAUCCACAAGAUAUUGGCAGGGCUUUUGGAUCAGUACAGUUUGGGUGGCAAUGAACAAGCAUUGAAGAUGAGUGUAUGGAUCGUCGAUUACUUCUACAACCGUGUGCAGAACGUGAUAGCCAAGUACACAAUCGAGAGGCAUUGGACAUCGUUGAAUGAAGAAACUGGAGGCAUGAAUGAUGCUCUUUACCGAUUGUACAGCAUCACGGGUGAUCAGAAGCACUUGACAUUAGGCCAUCUGUUUGAUAAGCCAUGCUUUCUAGGAAUGCUAGCUAUUAAGGCCGAUAGCUUGUCCGGUUUUCAUGCCAACACUCACAUUCCGGUGGUUGUUGGAUCUCAAAUGCGGUAUGAAAUCACAGGCGAUCCGUUAUACAAGGAAAUAGGAACAUUCUUCAUGGAUACUGUCAACUCCUCUCAUGCAUACGCCACGGGAGGAACGUCUGUGUCAGAGUUCUGGUCUGAUCCGAAGCGUCUAGCUGGUACGUUGCAGACGGAGAAUGAGGAAUCUUGCACGACAUAUAACAUGCUGAAGGUUUCACGGAACCUGUUCAGAUGGACAAAGGAGAUGGCGUAUGCAGACUACUACGAGCGGGCUCUAACAAAUGGUGUGUUGAGCAUCCAAAGAGGGACUGAGCCUGGAGUCAUGAUCUACAUGCUACCCUUAGGCCCUGGUACUUCCAAGGCUCACUCCUACCACAAGUGGGGAACGAAAUUCGACUCUUUCUGGUGCUGCUAUGGCACAGGAAUUGAAUCCUUUUCAAAAUUGGGAGAUUCAAUAUACUUUGAGGAGGGAGGAAAUACUCCAACUCUUUACAUAAUACAAUACAUAAGUAGCUCUCUAAACUGGAAAUCUGGAAACAUCAUCCUGAACCAGCAAGUAGAGCAAAUCGCUUCGUGGGAUCCACGCCUUCAGAUCUCAUUUACGUUCACCUCGUCAAAAGAGCAAACCGCAAGCGGGACAUCUACUUUGAACUUCAGAAUACCUCUCUGGACAUAUUCUAAAGGCUCAAAGGCGACACUCAACGGCCAAAAUCUGCCCCUACCAUCACCUGGCAGUUUUCUAUCAGUCUCGAGAAGCUGGAGCCGUGGUGAUAGUAUUACUAUUGAACUUCCUAUAAGUCUUAGGAUGGAGGCAAUUAAAGAUGACAGGCAAGAAUACGCUUCGCUUCAGGCUAUAUUCUACGGCCCCUACCUCCUUGCCGGCCUCACUCAGAGAGACUGGGACAUCAAUGCAAAAUCAGCCACUGCAUUUUCAGACUGGCUAACACCACUCCCAUCAUCCAAGUACAACUCUCAGCUGAUCUCUCUCUCUCAAGGACCCGAGGCAGCGAUACUCUUCGUCUCAAACACAAACAACACGUUAAAGAUGGCAAGCUUGCCUGAGGCCGGGACAGAUGCUGCUGCGAGCGCAACUUUUCGCCUCAUUUUGAAAGACCCCGCGGCUCAUGAAGACCUCACAGAGCCAUGGGAUGCUAUUGGCAAGUCGGUCGUGCUAGAGCCGUUUGAUCUUCCUGGCAUGGCCGUCGUGCAUCAUGGAGAGGGAAAGCCUCUAGGAGUAGUAGCUCACUCAGCUGAGGCUGAUGGAGCUGUUUUUCGCCUCGUUAAGGGGCUCGAUGGGAAAGAUGCAAGCGUGUCGAUGGAGUCUGAGGAUAAGAAAGGCUGCUACAUAUGCAGCGGCGGCAGUGACAAGAGCAGCAUCAAGCUCAGCUGCAUCAGCUCAGGAUCAUCAGCAGAUGAUGGAUUCAAAGAGGCUGCAAGCUUCACACUUAGAAAUGGAUUCAACGAGUAUCAUCCUAUCAGUUUUGUGGCAAAAGGGAUGAACAGGAAUUUCCUUCUUUCUCCUUUGCUUAGCCUUAUGGAUGAAUCUUACACAGUCUACUUCAAUAUACAUUCUUGAUAAAUUGAUUUAGGGAUGAGUUGAAAUAAAUUCUAUUUCUCUAAAGUUUCAUGAGAAUAGAUUCAACAUUAAUGAAUUGUGAAUACUCAUAUUCACAUUUUUAACCUUUUUCUCUUUCUAUAAUGUAAAUUCACGUGUCUAAAUUUCUUCAA